UAUUUUUAGAUAGUGAUUGUUUUGGAUUGGGUUCCUUCCACAAUCUAUACCCGUUUGAAAGCAAAAGCCCUGUCGCCUUCCUUACAACAAACCAGCCCUCACAGACUACUGUAGCUUUCCUCUCAGCAACCAAGCAGCCACCUCGCCGGAAACUACCACAGAGCACACUGACACCCACCGUUGACCACUGAGGACAUCGGAGCACCACCCAAAAACUGCUGGUCAGCCAAAUUCCAUCGAACCCCCACUAUUCCGGGAACCUUCAAUUGCGCCGCCAUGACUCCCAGCCAACCACCCAGACCCACCGCCACAGUUGGUUCUUCUCUCUCUCAGUCAUGAGCUACAACGUGAGAUUGUGGAUGCAGUGCGAAGAGACGAUGAUUUCGUGGAUACAGAGCAGGAGUGCCAAGAGUAGAAUAAAUUUCCGGAGACUUAGUGAGAAACUAUAUCAAUGGAUUUUGAGACAACAAGAAGAAGGAUCAAGAGUGACAACUGUGGAUAUUGUUGCUUAUUUGCAGAAUGAGCUUGAAUAUGGAGCAGAUGAGCCCCCAAUGUCCCCGAGGCUUCCAUUUCAAAACCAGCACGCCCAGAACGCAAUGCACCUAACUAGUAUGGGUGCCCCGGUCUCUUCCAGUCCCUUUGCGAAUAUAGCAACUGUUGGUCAGGGAGUUCGUUCCGGGCAAUCCGAUAAUCAAGCUAAGAACUCUGUUUUCUCUAAUGCUCUCUCUAGCCCAGUUCGAAGGAGCAUUCAGUCUUAUCAUCUCGCACAAGGGGCUUCACAAGGACCUCCGAAUGGUGAGACAAACUAUUGUCAUCUCCAAAACCGGGAUACCAACUCCGCAAGCUCAAAUGACUGCAUGGACAUGCAUGCAGAUAGUCCAGGUGGUCAUGACUUUCCAUACUGAAAGGAUAAAUGAUCUACUUUCUGUAAUUUCUGUUCGGUCAGAAGUCUUCUGUUGUCGGAGAUGUUGAAACUGCUGCAUAUCUUGAUAAUUUACUUGUUUAUUCAGUUUAUUAUUGCCAAAAAGUUUUAGUCAA
This is a messenger RNA of Juglans regia (Persian walnut), 1038 nucleotides long. RefSeq lists its product as uncharacterized. Lineage: Eukaryota; Viridiplantae; Streptophyta; Magnoliopsida; Fagales; Juglandaceae. The transcript is spliced from 4 exons. The record is from RefSeq and is a predicted model, not a curated record. Bases 336 to 905 code for a protein of 189 amino acids.